CAUAAUAGGACAAGGAUCAUUUUCGAUUUCGAAAGGAUGGUUUCGGAGUGUGUGGCCUGUGUUGCUGCUGGUGGGACAUGGAAGAGCUCGACGCAGGCGUAAUCGCCAGAGGAUUUCCUGCGGAAAGCGAGCGGUGCCGGUUACAUCCCGCUGCUGCGUUCGAUUUCUACAAUGGAGUCAUUCGGUGGGAGCUGGUAUGAGCCAGCUGCUGCGUCCGGCAAUGUUUCCCGGCACUGGGCGCGGUAUGAUGGCCACGAGGAGGAUCGAGCCUGGUGAGUGCAUCGCCUCGGUGCCGCGGCAGCGCCUGGUGACGUGCGCGGACGUGAAGCAUCAGCUAGAAAUACACCAGGACACGAUGGACAAGUCCAGCAAUGCUGCUGGUCUGGAUGACGUAUCCAUACUGGCUGUGUUCAUUCUAGUGGAGCGUAGCAAGGGAUCCACGUCGCAGUGGAGCCACUAUCUUGACGUGCUGCCCGACGCGUACGAACUGCCGGUGUGUUUUGCGGCUGACGAGCUAGCAUUGCUGCCGCUCGCCUUGCUGGAGCGUGUCCGUGCGCAGCGCUCGCAUCUGGUGGAGCAGCAUGAGCGAGCGUCCAAGCUGCUGACGGCGCUCGUGCUAGACCUGCCGUACGAGCGGUUCCUGAACGCCUGGUGCGCCGUCAACACCAGGACGGUGUACCUGAGUGAGAGCGGCACUGGAAACCAGGCAACGGAUGAUGGCGACACGUCGGCCGGCAACUGUGCACUAGCUCCGUAUCUAGACUUUCUGAACCACUCGCCCGGCGCACGCGUCACGGCCGGAUACAAUAGCGCGACUCGGCGCUACGAGAUUGUCACGCAGGACCGGUAUCGUCGCGGCGGCGAGGUGUUCAUCUGCUACGGUCCCCACGACAACCAACGGCUGCUGCUGGAGUACGGUUUCGUUCUCGACGACAAUCCUCACUGCAGCGUCACGUUCGUCCUGCUACAACUGAUACCGCUCGCGGCCGGUGAGCAUGCGUUCGUAGCGGCGCUCUGGUGCGAUCGGCGGCGCAGUCAGAUUCUUGUUGAAGCCGAACUGGACACGGUUAACCCGACUGCCGAAGGCUGCGGCUGGAAGCUUCUUGCCGCACUGGACAUUCUCGUUCUGGACGCGGCGGACCUCGACAGCUGGCAUGCCUAUGUGUAUGGUGGACGAACACUGGCCGACCGUGCGCGGCGCGACCUGAAGGGUCGCGUUGGCGUGUGCUUAUGUGCUGCCGCCCAUCACCACCUGCUGCCGUCCAGAGAGAAGCUGAACGGGAUCGUGCGCUGCGACGGCUCGCCGGCAAACGCGCGAACAGCGGCCACGCUGUCGCUGCAGCAGCACGCCAUUCUCGACGCUGCCCAAGCUGAGCUGAACGCUUUGAGUACUGAUGCUGCUGUGGGCUGAACCAACGUUUGUAAUCGCGAGCUUUUCCUAGAAGACCGGGCCUCGCCGUACACGAUUGCAGAAAGCACGGGCAUUUCUGCUAAAUCCUGGGCACACACUGCUAAGAGGUUGCUAAGUAUGAAGGGCGGUUUCUUACAGCGGCUCAACGCAACACUACUCCUGUAGAAACUCACGACAAAGCCUCAGAACUUUUCGAUUUAAAUGUCAAACGCAUUUCGGCAAGAACUAGUAGUAGUGUGCUGCUUUGCCGUGGCUCUGACGCGUGUGUUCUGGAUGUGUAUCCACUACCCUUACACCGGGCCAGGAUUGCCCCGAACUGCUGUCUUGAAUCCGACGGCAGUGAAUACGAUUAGUCGGCCGCCUAUCUCCUCCGGACACGACAACACCGGAAAACCGUGCAAAGCGCACGUUGAGAAGUGCUGGGUGCGCCAUUGCUUCUGCCACUUCCUCCAGCUCCAUUAUUGCUGCGUCGACUGCUUUGCCUUUUUUCUCAGCUUGAAAACACGUCACCAGUGACUCCAACACCUGAUUCACCUCGUUGGCGAACCAUUGCACUGCCUCGAAUUCGUCUCUCACGGCAUCCAAACUCAACACCUCGUCACGGAUCUGCAAAAUCAAGCCUCGUCGCUGCGACGUCAAGCGCCGUUUCAUCUGAAUUUUUGCCACUCUCAUGUCUGCAGAGGCCACAGCAUCGUUGACUUGCUCUUCCUGGCCGUCCGUAUUACCAGGCUCAACAUCAUCGCCUACCCUGUUCCGCUCGUGACUGAUAUCGUCGCUGUGUUCAGACAUCUCGCUCCGAUGGACUUCCGACUAGGUGAAGAUAACCAUCCUCUGCUACCAUUAGACGAGAGAGGGAUCUGACUCACAGAGAUAAUAACGAAUAAUCUUUCCUUCAGGAUGAGACACUAGUAAAGCAACUGAACUACACGAGAGGAGUAACUGCAAGCUGUAACCAUGGUAACUGACUGAAACAACGAAAGAACAAUUACAUGACUGUAUACGUGUAGUCUCCAGUCCAAAACAACAAGACGCCCACUCAACUAAUUAUGCACAGAAACUACAAGCCGCGAAGUCCGUUUCACGCGCGCGCGCGGGAAACGGCACAUGCGACAUGCAUAACAACACAACACGAUGCACUACUACUACUGCUACAUGCAUCAUGAAUAGCAUGAAUAGCAUGGAAGAGCAGCCAGGAAUGAUUAGACUGGUCCACACAGGAACAAUGAAUGCAUCACCUCUACGCAUGCACGCAGCAUAACUGACACCAAAGAAGGGCACGUUGAUUCGGGCAUGCACUGGAAUUACCAUGACCGUAUUGACACCCAAAGGCAAGCGGCAGUGAUUUGCCAUAACACCAUACUUAGACUACUGAAAGAGGUUCACUUCUACUCAGAACUAUUACUACCGAAUCACCUGCGUGCAUGAACAAUGUGCUUGAAUAGAGAGGCUCUUAAGUUUAAAGCUGACUCUGGUGUCUCCCCACGAUGGACAGGUCCUUUCGUCGUCGAUAUACAAUGUCCUUGCAAUGACUAAUGGCACUCCAGCUAGUCAGGCUCAGUACGGAAUCGUGUGGCGGGUCUGUUGCCGUGUUGGCUUUCAUCAUGUCCAUACUAGUAUUUGCAUCACUUGCUUAUAAACACUUCACGCUCAAGUAUUUGCGAAACUGGAAUACGGCAGUGAGAA
Molecule: messenger RNA, 3094 nt
Organism: Sycon ciliatum
Lineage: Eukaryota; Metazoa; Porifera; Calcarea; Leucosolenida; Sycettidae
Product: SET domain-containing protein 4-like
Exons: 1
Coding region: 197-1411 (404 amino acids)
Biological process (GO): peptidyl-lysine monomethylation; peptidyl-lysine trimethylation
Molecular function (GO): protein binding; protein-lysine N-methyltransferase activity
Source: RefSeq, a predicted model, not a curated record